Messenger RNA from Oryzias melastigma (Indian medaka), 3586 nucleotides. RefSeq names its product atypical chemokine receptor 3a (gene ackr3a). Gene Ontology annotation, cellular component: membrane. The transcript has 3 exons. The record is from RefSeq and is a predicted model, not a curated record. Gene Ontology annotation, biological process: chemotaxis; angiogenesis; G protein-coupled receptor signaling pathway. Gene Ontology annotation, molecular function: chemokine binding; G protein-coupled receptor activity; coreceptor activity. Lineage: Eukaryota; Metazoa; Chordata; Actinopteri; Beloniformes; Adrianichthyidae. The coding region runs from base 303 to 1442 and encodes 379 amino acids.
AGCUGUGAGGCCACCAGAGCUGCAGGUGAGCAGCUGCUCUCAGCAAACACACCAACCUCCCACACUGCUUUGUGCCGCUUCCCAAGACUGUUUCCAAAAUGUGAAUGAAUCAAGCCCCGACAACAAUGAAACAACAAGAGAGGAGCUGACGUCGUGGGCCUGAGGAAAGAAAAGAGCGGAUUGCAGGCUCUAGCAAGGUUGGAUGAGCAGCCAAAGAAUAAAUCUUUCCUUAAGUCAUUGGAGAAGACAGCUGAGGGUCUGUUCCAGUCAGGUUGUGCACUCGCCUCUACCUGCAGUCAAAAAUGAGUCUGAGCACCAGUGAGCUGGAGGACCUGUGGGAGUCCAUUGGGGAGUUGAACUUCUCUGAGACCUUCAGCAACAUCACAAGUGUGGACGCCAUGGUGUGUGCCACGGCGUUCAAUCGCAGCGCCCUGCUGUACUCCAUGUGCGUCCUCUACACCUUCAUCUUCGUCAUUGGCCUGGCCGCCAACGCCCUGGUCCUCUGGGUGAACGUCCGCGCUCAGAGGGACUCCACCCCUCGCCACGAGACGCACACGUACAUCGCUCACCUGGCGGUCGCAGACUUGUGCGUGUGCGCGACACUCCCCAUCUGGGUGAGCUCGCUGGCCCAGCACGGCCACUGGCCGUUCGGGGAAGUGGCGUGUAAACUCACGCACCUGCUGUUCUCCGUCAACCUCUUUGGGAGCAUCUUCUUUUUGGCGUGCAUGAGCGUGGACCGUUACUUUAGUCUGGUGACGCCCAGAGAGGAGGGAGCCCGACGCAGGAAGUUGAUCCGCCGGGGGGUGUGUUUGGGGGUUUGGCUCCUGGCGCUGGUAGCCUCCUUGCCAGACACUCACUUCCUGCAUACUGUGAAGUCGACGCACGGCGACACCAUGCUGUGCAGGCCCGUGUAUCCAGAGGAGAACCUCAGGGAGUGGAUGGUGGGAGUGCAGCUGAGUUUCAUCCUGUUGGGCUUCGUUCUCCCCUUCCCGGUCAUCGCCGUGUUCUACGCCCUGCUGGCCAGAGCGUUCACCCACGCCUCUUCAUCAUCAUCCUCCUCCUCAUCUCCAGUGGAGCAAGAGCGCCGCGUCAGCCGCAGAGUUAUUCUGGCCUACAUCGUUGUUUUUCUGGCGUGUUGGGGGCCGUACCACGCCGUGCUCUUGGCCGACUCGCUGUCGCAGCUGGGUUUGGUGCCGCUGACGUGCGGCCUGGAGAACGUGAUCUACGUGGCUUUGCACCUCACCCAGUGUCUGUCCCUGCUCCACUGCUGCUUCAACCCCAUCCUCUACAACUUCAUCAACAGGAACUACCGCUAUGACCUCAUGAAGGCGUUCAUUUUCAAAUACUCAACUCGAACGGGCCUGGCACGUCUCAUCGAGGCUCCCAACAUGUCUGAGACUGAAUACUCUGCUGUGGCUGUGGAAAACCCGCCACUCAUAUAAAGACAACGUCUGAAUGACUGAAGAAGCAUUUAUCUCAGCGGAUUUCUUUCGUCUGCUGUCCAAAGCCAAUUUUUUUUUUUUUUUUUUUUUUUUUUUACAGAGACUUUAUUUAGUUUUAGAAAAACUUGAAGUCUGCAACUUUUCAUCUCUUGACAAAUUAAAACAAGCACUUAAAACAGUUUAUGAAAACAUUCAGUUUUAAAUCAGUAUAGACAGUCAUUAUAGUUGAAAAGCCAAAACUGUAACUUGUGUAAAAAUGUUGCUUUUACUGUGUGUGUGAACGUAUUUUGUUUUUUGUAUGAGGUCUGAUGUAGUACCAGAAGUGUAAUAUCUUUGUAUUUAGUUGUAUUUAUAUUCAUUUGUAUGGUUUUGUCUCUCUCUUGUUGAAUGCUAAGUCAUCACACACUGAUUCCUGCGCCACAUCGCACAACACUGCCUCAUUGUUUUAUAGUUGAUCCACUGACUGGCUCUGAGCUUCAGUCCUGCUGUCUCGACAUGAAUCACAUCCUCAUGUAGCAGACAAAUAAUUCAUCUCUCGACUCCAUUUUUUAGGAAUGUUUCUGUUUGAUUUACAUAAAAAUAUGAGACUUUUAUGCAUUAUUUUAAGGAAUAAUUCUUUCUUAUAUUUUUAUAAAUUUCCCUAUUAGUAAAUGUAAAUAAUUGUGCAUUUUGUGGUACAAGGACCAAAUUAGGCAAAAAAUGUACCUUUCAGAAAAUCUAAAAUAUCUUUAAAAUAGUAUUCUGUUAGUGCCUCUCAUGUUGAGGGCAAAUAGACAUUGAAUAUUUUUAGCUUUUACAAAUGGAUUUUAUGCAUUUUGAUACAUAAUCCAUGAAUCAAUAAAUCAAGAAUUCAACUAACUUUUAGGCAAUACGAUACAGUCUAAUUCUUUUACCAAAAACGCUAAAAUAUUUCUUAUUCAUGAGGAGUUUAAAGCUAUAAAUAAAAAUUUCAUGGCAUUUGACAGAGAAAUGUAUUCAAGGAUUGACUUGGAAGAAGCAAGCUUGUGAUUGGACGAUUGUAUCUCAUGUACAUAAAAAGACAAAAACGCUAGAAAAAAAAUAAAACUGAAAGAAAUACUACAGUUUGCCGGAAAUUUACUUCUUGAUUGAUUUUAUACCAUCAUAAUCCUGUCCAUAUAUGUGGUUUUCAAACAAUACUGGAGCUAAUCGAUCGAUUUUUUUGAUAUGUAUCCCUAAAUAUUGGAUUGAUCUUGUAGCUAACAUGCUUUUUUUAUUAAAGAAAGUGAUCCCAAUCAUGCCAAAUUUGGUACUUGUACCACAAAAUGCAGGAUUUGUCUCAAAUAUCCAUCAAAUCGGCUCCACUAUGCUCUCUUCAUGCAUGUUCUGUGCAGACAGGGUGGGGAAUGGCCCUGCUGAUACUGAUUGUGCAGAGAUGAGCAAUCUUUAUGAUAUCAUCAAGCUUAGCCUUGAGCUAUUGCACAACACACAGAAGGAGAUUUGACAGUUUUUAGAUGCUGUUUGUGGUGAUCUACCGUAUGUCACCAAUAGACACUUAUUUGUGUAUCGUCAAAAGUGAUUGACUUAUUGCAUUUUUACCUUACAGUGUUGUUUAUUAGGCAACAAAGUUUGAAAAAAUAAACAUUUAAAAACAUUCAUUUUUUAAAGAAAGUUGUGAUUUAUCAAAUCCUUAUAAGUACUUUUAUAUGUUAGCCUGUGUGGCUAAACUUCUUUACCUUCAUUUUAAAUACUUAACCUUCACAUUAGGGCUUUGUUACGCUACUAAAAUCAACACAUUCUCAUUUGGUUCAGUUACAGCAAGCAUAGAUUGCUCAAACUCAACAAAUGAAUCUGUCAAAGCAGGCAGACAUGUGUCCAAAUGCAGACGGAGACAAACGUUCCAAAAUGUCAACGCAUUCCUCACAGUGUGUGUUCAUAACCAAAAGCUCAACAACCAAAGUUUUGCACGUCAAAAACAUUAAAUCGCACAUUUUUCUCGCUGUAUCGUUCUGACACACGGAUGCUGACUGCAUUAUGUCACCCAAUUUGUUGUACAUGUUUUCAUGCCGAAACGGUUUUCAGAAGUUAUUAGAGAGAAAACAAACAUGUUUCUACAAGAACUGAGAGGUUCUUUUGUUGUUGUAAUGUAUUGCUUGUUUUAUUACAUAAUAAACACACAAAAAAAU